CUAAUGUCUCUUCACCCUCAGGUACCCGCUGAUCAUCGACCCCUCUGGCCAGGCCACAGAAUUCAUCAUGAAUGAGUAUAAGGACCGCAAGAUCACGCGCACCAGCUUCCUGGAUGACGCCUUCCGGAAGAACCUGGAGAGCGCGCUGAGGUUUGGGAACCCCCUUCUGGUGCAGGAUGUGGAGAGCUACGAUCCGGUGUUGAAUCCGGUACUGAACCGCGAAGUUCGGCGAACAGGGGGGAGAGUGCUGAUCACCCUCGGCGACCAGGACAUAGACUUAUCACCGUCGUUUGUCAUCUUCCUGUCCACCCGAGAUCCAACUGUGGAGUUCCCACCAGACUUGUGUUCCCGGGUCACGUUUGUCAACUUCACGGUCACCCGUAGCAGUUUACAGAGCCAGUGUCUGAAUGAAGUCCUGAAAGCGGAAAGGCCAGACGUGGAUGAAAAGCGCUCCGACCUUCUUAAACUUCAAGGGGAGUUCCAGCUCCGGCUGCGUCAGCUGGAGAAGUCCCUGCUGCAAGCUCUGAACGAGGUGAAGGGGCGCAUCCUGGAUGACGACACCAUCAUAACGACUCUGGAGAACCUCAAGAGAGAGGCCGCCGAGGUGACGAGGAAAGUGGAGGAGACAGACAUCGUCAUGCAGGAGGUGGAGACCGUGUCCCAGCAGUACCUGCCGCUGUCCACCGCCUGCAGCAGCAUCUACUUCACCAUGGAGUCCCUGAAGCAGAUCCACUUCCUGUACCAGUACUCUCUCCAGUUCUUCCUGGACAUUUAUCAUAACGUCCUGUAUGAGAACCCGAACCUCAAGGGCAUCACUGACCACACGCAGCGCCUCUCCAUCAUAACGAAGGAUCUCUUCCAGGUGGCAUUUAACCGGGUGGCCAGGGGCAUGCUCCACCAGGACCACAUCACCUUCGCCAUGCUGCUGGCCAGAAUCAAACUGAAGGGCACCAUCGGGGAGCCCACCUACGAUGCCGAAUUCCAGCACUUCCUGAGAGGGAAGGAGAUCGUCUUGAGUGCUGGCUCGACGCCCAAGAUCCAGGGCCUGACCGUGGAGCAGGCCGAGGCGGUUGUGAGGUUGAGCUGUCUCCCUGCGUUCAAAGACCUGAUUGCAAAGGUUCAGGCCGACGAGCAAUUUGGCAUCUGGUUGGACAGCAGCUCCCCGGAGCAGACGGUCCCAUACCUCUGGAGUGAAGAAGCCCCCUCCACACCCAUCGGGCAGGCCAUCCACCGCCUGCUCUUGAUUCAGGCUUUCCGCCCCGACCGCCUGCUAGCCAUGGCCCACAUGUUUGUUUCCACAAACCUCGGCGAGUCCUUCAUGUCCAUCAUGGAGCAGCCGCUCGACCUGACCCAUAUUGUGGACACUGAGGUCAAGCCUAAUACUCCUGUCCUAAUGUGCUCUGUGCCUGGGUAUGAUGCCAGCGGGCACGUCGAAGACCUUGCAGCCGAACAGAACACACAGAUCACUUCGAUUGCGAUCGGCUCCGCAGAAGGUUUCAACCAAGCAGAUAAAGCAAUAAAUACAGCCGUGAAGUCGGGCAGGUGGGUGAUGCUGAAGAACGUCCACCUGGCCCCCGGCUGGCUGAUGCAGCUGGAGAAGAAGCUGCACUCCCUGCAGCCACACGCCUGCUUCCGGCUCUUUCUAACCAUGGAGAUUAACCCCAAGGUGCCCGUGAAUCUGCUCCGAGCGGGCCGCAUCUUCGUGUUUGAGCCGCCCCCGGGGGUGAAGGCCAACAUGCUGAGGACAUUCAGCAGCAUCCCUGUGUCGCGGAUUUGCAAGUCUCCCAACGAGCGCGCUCGCUUGUACUUCCUGCUGGCCUGGUUCCACGCGAUCAUCCAAGAACGCUUACGAUACGCACCCCUGGGCUGGUCGAAGAAGUAUGAAUUUGGGGAAUCUGACCUGCGCUCGGCCUGUGACACGGUGGACACGUGGCUGGAUGACACGGCGAAGGGGAGGCAGAACAUCUCGCCAGAUAAGAUCCCGUGGUCCGCACUGAAGACCUUGAUGGCCCAGUCCAUCUAUGGCGGACGAGUGGACAAUGAGUUCGAUCAGCGUCUGCUCAACACUUUCCUGGAGCGUCUGUUCACAACAAAGAGUUUUGAUAGUGAAUUUAAGCUGGCCUGCAAGGUUGAUGGGCACAAAGACAUUCAGAUGCCGGAUGGCAUCAGGAGAGAGGAGUUUGUCCAGUGGGUGGAGCUGCUCCCCGACACCCAGACGCCCUCCUGGCUGGGCCUGCCCAACAACGCCGAAAGAGUCCUACUCACCACCCAGGGCGUGGACAUGAUCAGCAAGAUGCUGAAGAUGCAGAUGCUGGAGGACGAGGACGACCUGGCCUACGCCGAGACUGAGAAGAAGGCGAGGACCGACUCCACGUCCGACGGGCGCCCCGCCUGGAUGCGGACCCUGCACACCACCGCGUCCAACUGGCUGCACCUCAUCCCGCAGACGCUGAGCCACCUCAAGCGGACGGUGGAGAACAUCAAGGAUCCUCUGUUCAGGUUCUUUGAGAGGGAAGUGAAGAUGGGAGCUAAGUUACUUCAGGACGUUCGCCAGGAUCUGGCGGAUGUCGUCCAAGUGUGUGAAGGGAAGAAGAAACAGACCAACUACCUGCGCACCCUUAUAAACGAGCUGGUGAAAGGCAUCUUGCCUCGGAGCUGGUCCCACUACACCGUGCCCGCGGGCAUGACCGUCAUCCAGUGGGUGUCCGACUUCAGCGAGAGGGUCAAGCAGCUACAGAACAUCUCCCAGGCGGCUGCGUCCGGCGGUGCUAAGGAGCUGAAGAACAUCCACGUGUGUCUGGGCGGCCUGUUUGUCCCCGAGGCGUACAUCACCGCCACCAGGCAGUACGUGGCCCAGGCCAACAGCUGGUCCCUGGAGGAGCUCUGCCUGGAAGUCAACGUCACCACCUCCCAGAGCGCCACUCUCGAUGCCUGCAGCUUUGGGGUCACGGGCCUGAAGCUUCAGGGGGCCACGUGCAGUAACAACAAGCUGUCGCUGUCCCACGCCAUCUCCACGGUCCUUCCUCUGACGCAGCUGCGCUGGGUCAAGCAGACCAACGCCGAGAGAAAGGCUAACGUGGUGACCUUGCCCGUCUACCUGAACUUCACCCGGGCAGACCUCAUCUUCACGGUCGACUUCGAGAUCGCCACCAAGGAGGACCCGCGCAGCUUCUACGAGCGCGGCGUCGCCGUCCUCUGCACGGAGUGAGGCUCGCCUGCCCUGACCCCCGUCUCUAGUCGUAACUCCAUUUAACGUCUCUUCAUCAUUCAACUGGUGCGAAGAAGCGGACUUGUCACAGGAGGGUCGUGGGUGUGCGGUCGGAGGAAGCGGAAGGCAGGCUGCCGGCCGCGACGGAAGCUGGAAGGACUCCGUGAGGUGCCUCAGGAGCGGCCCUAGCGCGGCGUGUUCGGGGAAUAAAACACUAAGCACGA
Molecule: messenger RNA, 3432 nt
Organism: Leptonychotes weddellii (Weddell seal)
Lineage: Eukaryota; Metazoa; Chordata; Mammalia; Carnivora; Phocidae
Source: RefSeq, a predicted model, not a curated record